Molecule: messenger RNA, 1905 nt
Organism: Eremomyces bilateralis CBS 781.70
Lineage: Eukaryota; Fungi; Ascomycota; Dothideomycetes; Eremomycetales; Eremomycetaceae
Product: kinase-like protein
Exons: 2
Coding region: 1-1905 (634 amino acids)
Biological process (GO): intracellular signal transduction; protein phosphorylation
Cellular component (GO): cytoplasm
Molecular function (GO): protein serine/threonine kinase activity; ATP binding
Source: RefSeq, a predicted model, not a curated record
AUGCCCCUCCGCUCCAGCUCCUCCCGCCCGAACCUCCGCCCCACCUUCUCAGCCAGCAGCUUCGCCGACUCCGCAUCCCCGGGCUCGUCGCUGAGCUCACCCGCGCUCAAUGCGAUGACCGACAUCACUCCGCUGCCCUCCCCGCUCGUCGGCGAAGAAGGGGCCGGGUCGCCGAAUCCCUGGCGCCGCGCCUCGGCGACGAUGACGAUGUCAGGGUCUCGUCCCGGAUCGCGUGGUUCCGCCAGCGCCAUCGUACCAGGGACGGAGGCCACAGCCGCGUCCAUGGAGACCACCCAUCCCGCACCGUCAAGUUCGACGCAUGCAAAUAGCAAGAACCUCCCGUUCCCCACCCGAUCAUCGCCAUCGCGGAAGAAAAAGGGAUAUCAGAGCCUCAUGCCGACCACGGUGGAGACGCACGGCACCCCGACCGUAGCACGGAGAGAGGCUAGCCCCGGCCAUAGCCGAAGUCGCAGCGUCAGCGACUACGUCCCCGAACCGCUGCACAAUUCUCGCCCGCGAAACGUCACCAUAUCGAGCUCCUCCAUCGACGCAUCCCAAGGCGCCCUCCAGCGCGAGGCCUACCUCGCCGACAAGCGCGGAUUCACCUCCGCUCCCGCUCCCGCGCCCACGCUCCCUACCCCCCCACCCAGCAACCGCUCCGUCACCGAGUCCGACGGCGAGGAACCCGCGCUGCAGGAGGCGGAGCCGGCGGGAGAGACGUUCACGAUCCACGCGGGCCCGCAGCGGAAGCCGAUCACGUACCGGCCGAUCCGGCCGCUGGGGCAGGGGACGUUCAGCAAGGUGGUGCUGGCGACGAGCGAGGCGGCGGCGGAUGUGCGGGCGCGGCGGGAAAGGGCGGGGCCGACGGCGGUAUCGCCGCGGGCGCCGGAGGAGCCGGGGUACGAUCCGGGACGGUUGGUGGCGCUGAAGAUCGUAGCACACGGGCCGGCGGGCGGGGCGGAUGAGGAGCGGGUGGAGUUGGGGUUGAAGCGGGAGGUGGAGAUCUUGAAGAGCAUUCGGCAUCCGAGCUUGGUAAAUUUGCGGGCGUUCGAUCUGGAGCGGGGGGAUAAGCAGGCGUUGUUGGUGCUAGAGUACUGUCCCGGGGGCGACCUGUUCGAGUUGGCAAGCAAGAAUCUGGAGGUGUUUACGGGGGGGGUGGCGCGGAGGAUAUUUGCGGAGCUGGUGGGCGCGGUGCGGUAUUUACACAGCAAGUGGAUUGUACAUCGGGAUAUCAAGUUAGAGAACAUUCUCCUAAACUACCCCGCGUCCUUCAUCUCUCACCUCCCCUCCCCCACAUCCCACCCCUACCCCCUCAUCACCCUCACCGACCUCGGCCUCUCCCGCUCCAUUCCCUCGCCCCCCCACUCCCCCUUCCUUACCACCCGCUGCGGCUCCGAAGACUACGCGGCCCCGGAAAUCCUCCUCGGCCAACCGUACGACGGCCGCGCCACCGACGCCUGGGCCGCCGGUGUUGUCCUCUACACUCUCAUCGAAGGCCGCCUGCCCUUCGAUCCGCCCGCCGGUGGGAAAUCACGCGGCAGAAGUAAGGCAGCGCACCGGAUCGCGCGGUGCGAGUGGGGUUGGUGGCGGUUUGGGGACGAGGAUGGGAAUUGGGUGGAGCGGGGGGAGGGAGCGGAGGAGGGUCAGUGGAGGGGGGCGAGGCGGGUGGUGGGGGCGCUGCUGAAGAAGGCGAGUCGGGGGCGGUUGAGUCUGGAUGAAGUGGCGGUGAUGGAGUGGGUGCACGGUGGGAUUGACGUGAAAGGCGGGUUGACGAGGGAAUAUAUUGGGGAAGAGGAGAUGAUGGAGGGGCGAGCGGGGGAGGUGAGGUUGAUGGGGGAACUGGGGGAGUUGGAGAGUCCGACGUUGAAGGACGAAGAUGAGGACAUGCAAGAUCCUGAUCGGUGA